AUGAAACUACUUUGGUGUCUUCUAGUGCUCUGCUGCUGCUCUUCUUUGGCCGACGGGACCGGCAUGACACUGGAGAGGAGAAAACUCGUAGAAGUCUUGGAGCAACUCAACGAAGUCCAAGAAUCCCUGCAGCACAGACAGCUGCUGGUGAACACGCCGCCACAGAACAUCGAGGACUGCUGCUGUCUGUCUGCGCUACGAUGCUUCCGAGCCAACUUGCAGGUGCAAUUCAACGUGACGGAAAGAAAAGAGGAGAAGUUCUACAGGAGCCUCAAGCAUCCCAUCACUGAGCGAGGCCUGGACUUCUGUAGGUCGGGAAAUGCUAUGCCAGACUGCAAAACCUGUGAUUCACAUCCCAAGGAAAACGCUCGGGAAUUUGUCAACAGGCUGAAGUCUCUUAUUCAGAGGGCCAUCAGCAGACUGAGCCUGAACUGAGCAGAGAGAAAAAGUUCCAAGAAAAACCCAAGAAGACACUAUGCUGAGGCGCCGCCAAGCAUUCUAAUUUAUUUAUUUAUUUAUGGUUUCUGAGGAACAGCUGCAAAAGUUUAACAUUUAAA
Messenger RNA from Dunckerocampus dactyliophorus (ringed pipefish), 557 nucleotides. RefSeq names its product interleukin 21 (gene il21). NCBI's taxonomy places the organism in Eukaryota, Metazoa, Chordata, Actinopteri, Syngnathiformes, Syngnathidae. Gene Ontology annotation, molecular function: cytokine receptor binding. The coding region runs from base 1 to 435 and encodes 144 amino acids. Gene Ontology annotation, biological process: immune response. Gene Ontology annotation, cellular component: extracellular region. The transcript has 6 exons. The record is from RefSeq and is a predicted model, not a curated record.